CUCUCUCCCCCCGUUCUCCGUUCCACAUCGCGUGCGCAUUGAGACGACGAGUUUCUAGAGCGCCGUACCGCGCACGGCUCCCGAGCCCCACCGCAAAGCGCCGGAAUCGUGAGCGCGUCCGGCCUCGCCUGCUCCGCGGCGAGAGGCGGCCGAGGAGGACGGGCGAUGUACCCGGUGGUGACGGGCACGCCGCCGGCGCGGCUGCCGGCGGCGUCGCGGGUGGACAAGGCCACGAGCCACCUGCUGCAGGGCCCCGACUGGGCCGUCAACCUCGAAAUCUGCGACACCCUCAACGCCGACCGCUGGCAAACGAAGGAUAUAGUAAAAGCUGUGAAGAAGCGAUUGCAGCAUAAGGAUCCAAAAGUUAAAUUCUUUACUUUGACGUUAUUGGAGACAAUGAUGAAGAACUGUGGUGAAUAUGUUCAUUUUGAAGUUGUUGAUCAGCAUAUUUUACAAGAGAUUGUUAAAAUUGUCCAGAAGAGGCAUGAUAUGCAAGUGAGGGAUAAGGCUUUGUUACUUCUGGAUUCAUGGCAAGAGGCAUUUGGUGGACCUGGUGGCAAAUAUCCACAGUACUACUGGUCAUACAUUGAACUAAAGGUAUGCAUCUGUCAAGGACCUCCCGACCUAGGAUAG
This is a messenger RNA of Zea mays, 633 nucleotides long. Its product is annotated as TOM1-like protein 6. Gene Ontology annotation, biological process: protein transport to vacuole involved in ubiquitin-dependent protein catabolic process via the multivesicular body sorting pathway. The coding region runs from base 166 to 633 and encodes 155 amino acids. The transcript is spliced from 4 exons. The record is from RefSeq and is a predicted model, not a curated record. Gene Ontology annotation, molecular function: phosphatidylinositol binding; ubiquitin binding. Lineage: Eukaryota; Viridiplantae; Streptophyta; Magnoliopsida; Poales; Poaceae.